GACUGAACAGUCCAAAUUUUAUAGAUGUACACACAGAUUUGAACGGAAACUUUUCUUUUCAUUUCUUAAAUCAGUUUGUAAAUAUAAAUGAUAGAGUAAGAUUUGUCGGACAAGCCUCUUCUUGUUUGGAUGAUGAAAACAUGGAUUUAUUUAAUAAUCACAUUGUAAUAAGAAACAUACAAAAUAAAAAAGGAAAAACGUCUAAUGGUGGUAAUACAACAAAGGAACAACAAAAAAAUAACAAUAAAAUUAAUAGUAACAAUAAAAUUAAUAGUAACAAUAAAAUUAAUAGUAACAAUAAUAAUAAUGAAGAGAACGAGAAUGAGAGAAAGGAUGAGGAUGAUAAUUAUGAGAGCUACAGCAUCGACUGGGAACAAAUCAUCGAAAUAUAUGGAAAACCAAGAAAUAUUUUUAAAGGCAUAAACCAAAACUGGACUUGGGUUUCUGAAAAUUACAAAAUGAAAACAUCAAAUGAAAAGUACAUAAAAAUAUGUUAUUGUUUCCAUUUUUAUUAUAAAAAUUGUAAAGAUACUAAAAAUUUUCUAUAUAUAGGAUUAGUACAUAAUCACAUUUGGAAUAGCAAAACAACAAUUAUGCAGAAUGAAUUGGACACAAAUUAUGAAAUAAGUAAUAUGAUAUAUUUUAACAAAGAUUCUAUUAAAUUUGUUGCAAUUAAUUCAUUUAAUGAUUUGAAUAGAAAUGUUUGUAAUAAUAUAAAUUAUGAAAAAAAUAUUAUUAUGCCUUUUUUUCCUGGAUAUAAUACGUUUCAUAAUACGACGAUUAAUGAGAAGAAUAUAAUAAAUAUACUCAAGACAUAUUAUCAUAAUGAAUUUAUUUUUAUAUUAUGUUAUAAUACUGAAUAUUAUAAGAAGAAAACAUUUUUCUUAUUAACAACAAAGGAUAUGACUGAGUUAAAUGAUUUUACAACAUAUACUAAUGAAAAAAUAAAUACAUAUAAUAUAAUACAAUCAAGUUUUUCAUAUCAUUCGGAUAUAAAGGAUAUCUCAACAAAAAAUGAAAACAUUGAAAAAUAUGAACACAUACAAUUAUUAUUACAAAAUAGAGGGAACACACCAAACAUAUUUGAGAAUUAUUUUUAUCUAAAAGAUGUAUAUAAAAAGAAUAAUAUGAGUAUAUAUAAUAUGAAUCCAUAUGUAAUUUAUAAUAAUAAUAAAAAGAAAAUUACAAAUAUACAAGUAAAGAAUAAAUUAAAAAUCAUAUUAACAAAAAUGUAUCAUAUGACAAGUGUGGAUAUUAAUGAAGUUAUAUUCUAUAAAGGUAAAGGAGAAUUAUUAACUGAUCUUAAUUUACAAAAUAUAUUUAUUCUACCAAAACAAAAGAAAGUUAUAUUAUGUUGUUAUAAUGAUGAUUAUAUAGAAGUAGUAAUAAAUGAUGACAACAAAAUUGGCAUGAAAAAAUCAAACAAAAUACAAGAAUUAAUUGAUAUUUUAAAAAAAUAUCAUCCAAAUUUUGAACGAAAUAAAAAAAAACAAAAUGAUAUAUUAGAACAAUUUAAUAAUAUCAAUGAUAUUUUAUUUAAAUAUGAUUAUAUAAGAGAUGUUAACAAAAAUCUAAUUUAUUAUGAUACAGGUUUCUUUAGAAAUAAUAUUUAUAUACAAUUAAUAAAUCAACCAUUUGAUUUAAAAAUAUAUGGAUCAAAUAUACAAAAAAAGAAAAAUAAAGACUAUAUAUUAUAUAUAAUAGAUUUUCAUAAUAUAUGUUAUAAUAAUAUGAACAAAAAUGGAUUUUUCUUAGAACAUAAAAGAUAUAAUGAAAUGGAAAAUUAUAUACACUUUUUACAAAUUUCCAUGAACAAAAUAAAUAAUUACAAAUUGUGUUUAUAUGACAAAGCAAGGGAUAUAUAUUCCAAUGUGGGUAUUUUGAAUAUAACAGAUUAUUAUGUUAUAAAAGAGUCUUCCUUUUUCGACAAUGAGGAUAUAGGAAAUAUAAAAAAAAAAAAUAUGGAAAUUGAUUCUUAUAAUUAUAAUAAUGAUAGUAAUUAUGAUAAUAACUAUGAUAGUAAUUAUGAAAAUAAUUAUGAUAGUAAUUAUGAUAGUAAUUAUGAUCAGAAUAAUAAUACAUAUUACAUUAAAAAUUAUAAUCAAAAUGUCAUCAAAAAUGUAUGCUUAAUUAUGGACAAUAAUACAAAUCUAAUAAUUGUCAUAAAGGGAAAGGGAAGCUUUUAUUUUAAUCUACAAAUGGAAAAAGGAAUAUUUAUAGAGAACAAAGGUCAAAAAUUAAAUGAACUAUUCCCUGAUAUAAAAAACCAUGAACCUAUAUCAUGUAAAAAUAAAAAGAAAAAUACAAUUAUAUUAACAAAAACACAUAUAUUUUUCUACACUAAUAAUUAUGACAUAUCUUUUUCAACAAAACACAACUUACCAUUUCCAUAUGACAUCGAUUUUGAUGACAAGUAUAUAUAUGUAAAUGAUUUAUAUCUAAAUAAAAUUGCACGAAUACAAAUUUUAUCUACUCAAGAUAAUAAAACACCUAUUCCAAUUAUUAAUAAUAAACAAAGAAGCAAAAGAAGUAUUAUUAAUCAUGAUCAUGAAUCACAACAAAAUAUUCAAAAAACACAUCAAACAUAUAAUCAUUUUAAUCCAUUACAUAAGGUAGAAAAAAAAGAAAUAUUACAAAAUAAUAAUAGAGUACAAUUAAAGAAAAAUGAAUUCCCCAUUACAAAUUUGAAAAAUAUAGAAUAUUCAAAAAAUAACAUACCUAAUCAAAAAAUCAGUUCAAAAGAUGACAUAUACAAAAUGAGCGAUUUCCAGGCAUUCAUAAAUAAACAUGCCAAUUUGAUUACUACCAAUUUAUUUCGUUUGUAUAAUUAUUUUGAGAAGAAAAAAUAUUACGGCACUCUGAAUUAUUUUAUUAAGAGAUUAUGGUCCAAUAAUGUAGGACCCUCAGGAGAAGAAAAAUAUUCAACAAAAAGUAAGAUUGAACAGAAUGACAAAAAUAAAAACAACAACAACAAUAAUAAUAAUAAUAAUAAUAAUAAUAAUAAUAACAUAAAUGAUAAUUAUAAUUAUAAUAACCACAACAACAGCGACAAUAUCAUCCUUAACAGCAAUAAUUAUAAUAAUAAUAAUCAAAGUAGCGGUCAUCAAAAUUUUAUUACUAGUUAUCACGUCGGUGUUGACGGAAAAAAAAAACAAACUGAAAACUUACCUACACACUCUUUAAAUAAUUUUAUUCAAUUUUUUCAAAAUAAAAAAAAUUCUAUCCUUAAAAAAGAAAAAGAAAAAAGGAAAAAUAUUCCAUCAUAUAAUAUAAUGUAUCAAAAUAUUAACCAUAUAUCAAACACAUUAAAUAAAAGAAAACAACAAGAAUUAACAAGCUCGAUUAUAAAGAAAAGAACCAAAAGAAAUGUUCAGGAGAAACGUAUGAGCCAAUCAGCUUAUAAUGAACUUAUUUUAGCAAGUAUCAAAAAAUAUACAAAUAAAGUAGAACCUGCACAUUUUGUAAAUAAUAAACUUGAUUAUUUAAAUUAUAUAACAAAUUUAAAAAGUCCAUUAAAUAUCAGUGUACAAAAUAAUAUCCUAUAUAUUUUAGAUUCUAUAAAAAAUACUUUUUUUAGUUACAAUCUGAUAAAUAAAGAAAUUAAAGAAUUAGAAAAAUACGAUUUUAAUGAUCAUCCAUUAAUUUUAAAAAACCCUUUACAUUUUUCCAUAUACAAUGGUAUAAUAACAGAAUAUACAGAACAUAAAAAUAACUUAGCUUUUGUUACACAAAUUGAUAGUAACGAAAUAAAAGUAAUUGAUUUAAAUAAUAGUAAAAAAUAUAAAAUAAUCAAAGCAAUUAAACUAAGGAAAGGAUAUAAACAUAAUCACAUAAAUUAUGUUAUAGGAAUAAAACAAAAAUUAUUAAUAAUAACAUCACAAAGUCAAAAUAUUAAUCAUUAUAAAAAUAUUAUUUAUCAUUAUCAUUUUAAUUCUUUUGAUCAAUAUUUUAGUAUAUCUUUUAAUUAUACAUUCGCCAAAAAUUAUAAUGCAAAUGAUAAUUUGUAUAUUACUCCAGAUAUAGAUAAAUAUAGUGAUCAUAUAAUAUACUUUUGUUUUCUAAAUUCAAAUAAUAAAUGUACAAAUAUUGAUGAACUAACCAAGUUGUCUAUAUCUCACGAAACAGGAAUAAUAACAGGGAAACUAAAUUAUUUUGGUACCUUUUCCUUAAAAAUAUUUGCAAAAACAUAUUUUCAAUAUAAAAUUAAUACAUACACAAAUUUAUAUUCCUAUUGUGGUAUUAGUCAAGAAUAUAAUAAAACAAAAUCGACAUGUGAAAGUUGUCCUAUAGGUACUUUUUGGAAUAGCGAAAAAUUAUUAUGUGAAAAUUGUCAAAAAUAUAUUGAAAAUACUUCUACGUUAAAAAAUGGAUCCAAAUUAAAAACAGAUUGCUUAUGUUCCCCAGGAUAUGAAUAUUCUGAUAAAUCAUCCAAAUGUGAAAAAUGUAAACCUGGAUAUUAUAAAAGAAGUGUUGGAAAUUUUAUAUGUAUUAAAGGUUGCCCAAUAAAUGAAAAAAGUAUUACAUAUGGUGCUAAAAGUUAUGGAGAAAUGGAUUGUAAAUGUAUUGAAGGAUAUUAUAGAAAAGAAGAUAAAUGUGUUUUAUGCUUAUCAAAUUAUUAUUGUCCAGGAAAUGAAUUAAUAAAAGCAUGCGAUAAAAAUAAAAUAUCGAAAGAAGGAGUUAUACAUAAAAAUGACUGUAUAUGCAAAGAAAAUUAUAUAAAAGAUAAUACAAAUAAUAAUUGUGUUUAUUGUGCUUCUAUAGCAAAAAUUUUAAGGAAACCAAUUUAUUGCUCUUUAUGUGAUCCAAUUUAUUUUCAUGAAGAUAUUUAUAAAAAUAUAUUUCUACUUCCUAAUAAUAUACAUAAUUAUGGAUUAAUUAAUAAUAUAUAUAAUUAUGAUGAAGAUUUAUCUUUACAAGGAAAUAUUAUGAAAUAUGCAUAUUUUCAUAAAACAACAAAUAUUGAAAGAAAUUUUACACACUAUAUAAAUAUUAAAAAUAUAUAUCAUACAUUUAAUAAUAAUAUUAAUAAUUAUGAUUAUUUAAACAACUCCAAAUUUGCUAUCGAAAUAGAUAUUCCUCAACCAAAAAAAUGUAUUUUUUGUGAUAGUGGAUAUUAUAUAAAAAAAAAAAAAUGUAUUUCUUGUACUACAAAAUAUUGUGAAGGAUUUAAUCAUCAUCCAAAAGCAUGUCCUAAAAAUUCAGUUGUAAAUAAAAUGAAGGCUUCUUCUAUUUUUGAUUGUUCUUGUAAACGUGGAUAUGGAAUAUUAAAUGAAAGAAGAAAUGCAUAUAGUAAUACAAUUACAUGUCAAAUAUGUCCACAAAAUUUCUUUAAACAUAUUAUAUCAGAUGAUUCAUGUUUCCCAUGCCCAUUAUAUACAUAUACUUUAAAUCAAGGAGCAACAUCUAUAUUAGAAUGUUUACCAAAAAAAGGAUAUUUCAUUUAUAUGUUUCAAAAUAUUAAUAUAGACUAUUUAAGAUAUAAAUUUGAUAUAAAUACAGAAAAUAGAAUAUAUAAUUAUUUUGAAAAUAAUAAUAGAAUAUUUGAUGAAGAUGUAUAUAACUUCUUUUUAAACAAACAGUAUUCAAAGUUUUUUUAUAAUACAGAACAUAAAACAAAUACUAAUACUAAUAAUAAUAAUGAUAAUAAUAAUAAUAAUAAUAAUAACAACAACAACAACAACAACAACAACAACAACAACAACAACAAUAACAAUAACAACAACAACCACAACAACAACAAUAACAAAUAUAUAAAAGAUAAUCAUUUCGAUAAUCAAGUGGGAAAUAUAAACAAACAUAAUAAUAAUUUACAAAUAAAAAAUACAGAAAAUAUUUAUAAUAUACAAUACUUGGAACAUUUAGGAUUUAUCAAAAAAACUUCAUUGUUCUAUAUUUAUAUGAUACUCUUAAGAAAUAUUGAAGAACGAUAUAAUUUUAAUAUGGAUAAGAUGUUAAAAAUUACCUGUCAUAUAAAUCUUCAUUUAAAAAAAAAUCCACACUUCACUAUUACAUAUAAAAAAAAUUUACAAGAAUGUAUAGACAGUUGCAAAACUAAUAUAUAUUGUACAGGUAUUGAAUUUUCAAGGAAGAGAGUAGAAUAUACUCAAAUAAUCUUAAAAAAUAAUAAAAAAAUUAUACUUGGAUAUUUUAAAUGUAAACAAUUUUAUUUCCAAAAUAUCUAUGAUUAUUCUUCUUAUAAUUUAGAUUCUUACUUAAAUGAACAUAUAGAAAACCAAAUAAAUAUUAAAAGUACAUUAACAUAUACAAAUUUUAUUAUGAGAAACAAAUCAGAUAUUAUUUAUACUUGUUCGAUUGAUAGAGAUCCUAAAUAUUUACUAUAUAAAAAUUACAAACUAGUAGAAUGUGUUAUAGGAAAAUUCUGUCCAGGUAAUAAUACUCCAUAUAUGAUAUCAUGUCCUAUUAAUUCUACAACAAUAAUACCAGCAUCAGCAGAUGUAAAUAAAUGCUUAUGCCUAAAAGGUUAUUCCUAUGUAGGAGUUACAUCUUAUAGGUGUUCUUUAUGUGAUAGGGGAUCUUAUAAAAAUUCAGUAGGUAAUAAUAAAUGUGAUAAUUGUCCCUUAACAUUUUCAACAACACAUAGAGGAUCAACAAAUAUUAAGGAUUGCUCUUGUACAUCUGGAAAUUAUCUGACAUUUGAUACCUUGGGAAAUUUUAUACGUACUGAAAAUAUUCAGCAUAAAAAUAUUAGUGAUCAAUAUUUUGUUAUACCCAUAAAACAGGAAUCUCAACCUGAAAAUGAAAAAAAAGAUGAUGAUAAAAAUAUAAAUAUUUAUAAUGCUAAUAAUAUUUACAACCAUAAUAUAGUUUACAAAACAAAAAUGAUCAAAAUUAAUUUGCAUAAAGAAAAUGAUAAUAACAAUGAUUAUAUGAACAACAUAUUAAAACAAACUAUAGGUUUAUGUAAACCAUGUACUUUGGAAAACCAUUAUUGUGAAGGCGGGUUAGAAUCGGACAUCACUUUUAAUAAUAAACUUAUUAAAGGUAAAUUUCAUACCUUACCCAAAAAAUGCCCAAGGGGAUUAGGUAUUCCAAAUAUAAUUAAAGAAAGAAAUUCAAUAAAUAAUUGUUUGUGUAUACAUGGAAAGGUUCAAAGAACCACACAAAAUAAAAACGUGGAAUGUUUCCCAUGCCCUCCUAACACAUUCAAAGAAAAUGAAUACGAUAACAGUUGUUCAGGUGCUUGUCCUCCAUUUUCCACUACCUUUGUUGGUUCAUCUUAUGAAAACCAGUGCUUUUGUAAAAAUAAUUAUUAUCUUGUAUCUACGGAUGAUGAGAAUGACACGAAUACAAACAGCAUCAACAAUAACAAAAACAUUUACAAUAACAACAACAUCUACAAUAAUAACAACAACAACAACAAUAAUAAUAAUAAUAAUAAUAAUAAGGGUGAUGUAAAAAAGAAGAGUUGUAAAAUAUGUCCCAUAGGGGCUAUAUGUAAUAGAGGAUUUAAUAUAUAUAUAUAUCUAAAACUAUUAAAUGAUAGAUCAUAUAAUAAUAUAAAUGUAAUAGAUCAUGAAACACCUUUUCCUAAAUAUGGAUAUUAUGCAGUAUACAGAGAAAAAAGAAAUCCAACCAAAUUAUGGAGCCCAUUAGAUGAUAGCCCAAAUUUAAAUUAUGUCUAUCCUUAUCACAAAUUGCUCUUAUUUAUUCAAAAAUAUAUACAAAAGGGAAAUUAUUUCUUUUUAGAAAAAGGGACUAAAUUUUUUCUUAAUGAUGAUUUUGUGGAAAAAAUGAAUGAAAAGAGCAAAUAUGAAGAAGAAAAUGCAAAUAAAUUUGUAACAAAAAGUGAAAUAAAACAUAAUGUCAAUACAAAUAAUCUAAAAGGAAAACAUAACACACUUAAUAAUCAUAAUAAUAUUAAUAAAAGUACAUCCUUUUUGAACCAAAAUAAUAUACAUCAAAAUAAUUACAAUGAUGAUAUUAUUCAAUUAUCCAGUUAUGAAAAUAAUCCAUUUAAAAAAUUGUCCUCAACAUCUAAAGUUUCAUCAAACAAUAAUGUUAUUUCCUUUAUACAAAAUAAUGAUAAGACAAAUAAUUCAACAAAUGAUAAUAAUAUAGAAAAUCUUGAUAAUAUUUUUAAUAAAUAUGUUCAGGAAGCUAAAGAAUUACAAAUACAAAAUAGAAAAUUUGAAAGGAUACCAGAUAUACAUCCAUGUACUAUUCCAAACAGAUGUCUUGGUACCUUAAUAAAUUUGUGUUCAGAAGGUUCAACAGGAUAUCAAUGUAAUAAUUGUUCAAAAAAUUAUGACAUUUCUUAUUUUAAAUCGAAAUGUAAAAAGUGUCAAAAUUUUUUCUAUGAAAUAUUACAUUUCAUAUUAUUAAAAUUAUUAUAUUAUAUAAUUGUUAUAUUUAUAUGUUCUCUUAAUGGUAAUAUUUUAAAUAAAUUACAUGUUAGUGGAAUAUUAAUGAGAAUAUGGUUAAAUUGCUCUUUUACUUUUAUAGCUUAUGGAUUUUUUAUUCCUAACAUGAAUUCAUUUAUUUCGAAAUAUUGGUAUCUAUAUAGAACAGCUUUCUCUUACCAUAUGAAAAUUUUUGCUUACUACCUAAGGGUACAAUGUCUUUUUAAUUCGUUAAAUAUUAAUUUGUCAUAUAAUCAAAUGUGGUAUAUACAAAAAUAUAUGAAUAUAUGUACUCCUAUAUUUGAUUCUAUAUUUAUAACAAUCUUAUUGUUUGCCGUAAUACAUAUAUACAAAUUCUUAUUUUACAAAAAGAAUAUUGAUAUAUUCGAACAAUUAUUGUGUACUAUUCCUGAGUUAAAUACAUUAUAUAAAAAGAAUUGUAUAGAUAAUAUUCAUAAAGUGGAAAAUAAAAAACGUGCAAAUAAAGUUGAGAGUUUUGAAGAAAAUAAAAAUCAAAAUAAAGAGAAAAAAAAUAAAAAAAACAUAAAGAGAAUGAACAAAGCUAAAAAUAAAGAUAAUAAUAAUGAUAAUGAUAAUAAUAAUGAAAAUAAUAAUGAUAAUAAGAAUAAUAAUUAUGAUAAUGAUAAUAAUAAUAAUAUUAAUAAUAAUAAUAAUAAAAAAAUUAACAUUAAUUCUAAGGAUGAACAGAUAAACCAUUUUAAAAAAUGCCCAAGCAUUACAACCAUACUAAAUAAUUUGGAACUAAACGACGAAGAAAAAAAUAAGGAAAGUAAGAAAAAAAUAUUCGACAUAAAGAAAAAAGCAUCCAUAGAAAAUAUUCAGGAAAAUGAAACAAACCAUUUAUGGAAUCAUACACAUAAUAAUGUAAAAAAUAAAGAAUCCAAUAUAAACAUAACAAAUAUAAGUAAUAACAUAAAUUAUGAAUUAAAAUAUAUUAAAAAUAAAGAGUGGUAUAAUAUAUUCUUAAAUAAAACUAUUCAAUAUAUAUAUAAAGAAAAAAAAAUAUUUGGAUUAUGGCAUUUCAUAUUUACAAAAAAUGAUAACUGGUUUAAAAAUAUGGGAACAUUUUUAAAUGAUACACUUCCUUGUUAUGUAUUAAUAAUGAUAUUGUCCAUACCCUACAUACUUUUAGAACUUGUACAAUUAACGUAUUGUACACCUAUCAAAUAUAAAUCACAAAAAACAUAUUUUUAUUUAACAUAUCUUAUUACACAGAAAUGUAGUUUGUCGUCUAAAUUAUUUAUAACAGGAUUAAUUGUAACUAUUGCAAGUUUUGCUUCUUAUAUAUUCCUAUGGAUUCUUUUAUUAUAUUUAUAUUCAAAAAGAAAAAGAUUGAAUUUGUUCGAUUUAUUAACAACCAAUUUAUUAUCAGGUUAUAGAAAAGGAAAAGGCAUAUUUGAAUUCAUAUUUUUAUUAAAACAUAUUUUAAUCGUAUUAUUAAUAUCUUUUAAUAUAUAUCAUGAAUUCUAUUAUAUUGUUUUUCUUACAUUAAUAUUAAUUACCUUUGCUAUUCUAGAAAUUUUAUCAAAUCCAUAUGAUAAGAGAUCAUUUAAUAUACUUAAUAAAUCAUUAAAUAUCGGAAAUGUAUUAAAUAUAUUUUUCCCUUUAAUUAUUUGGGGAAGCUUUUAUUGGACAUACGAAAAAUUUUUUAUAAUUCCUAUAUUUGUUAUAUAUGCUUAUCACAUUUAUAUGUUUCAUCAUAUAGUUAAAGAAUUUACACUAUCCAUACAUUUUAUAAAGAAAGAAAAUAUUGUUAAUAUUCAAACCAUUGGAUAUGAUCCAGAAAAUAUAAAAAAUAAAAAUUACAAAAUAUAUUAUAAAGUUAUGAACAAAAUUAAAUACUUCCUUAAUAAAAACCAGAAGAAAAAUAUUUCAAAUAUCAAUGAAAAUAAAGACAAACAUUUGAAUAAAAAUAAUAAUUCAAAAGAUCACGUAAAAUUUGAACCAAUUGAAAAUAUUAUAAAAAGAUAUAAUCUUAAAUUAAAUAAAGGUAUACUCAAAGAUGCAAAUAAUAAUAAUAAUAAUAAUAUGCGUGAUCAGGUGGAGGACAAUAAAAAGGAUAUAUUAUUUAUUAAAAAAAAUGUUUUACCUGUUAAUGUACAUAAUGUGGCUUCCAUUUGGUAUGAUGAACAGAAUGAAGAUUUAUUAUUUCAGAUGCCAUACCAAAAUAAAUUCUGUCUGAAUAUGAAUAAUGAAGGGAAUGAAAAUAAUGAUCAGAUAAAUGAUCUAACUAAGGAUAAAACAAGUGAAGAAGAAAAUAAUAAUGAUCAUGUAAAUGUUCCAACGAAAGAUAAAACAAAUGAUAAGAAAAAAAAAAUAAAAAAAAAAAAUAAUAAUAAUAAUAAUAAUAAUGAAAAUAACGAUCAUUCAAAUGAUAAUAGUAACAACAAAAACAACAACAACAAUAAUAAUAAUAAUAAUGAAAAUAACGAUCAUUCAAAUGAUAAUAGUAACAACAAAAACAAUAAUAAUAAUAAUAAUAAUAAUAAUAAUAGUAAUAAAGAGGUACAUGAAAAUGAUGAUAAUAUAAAUCAUAACAACAUAAAUAAUCAUAAUAAGAGCUCUAAUAUUUCUACUACAAACAAGAAAAACUACUUUAAUAAAUUUUCAGAUUAUAUAAUUGAUAAACGAAAUAAAAAAAGCAUUAAGUAUUUUGUUACAUCUCUUAUGGAAGUUAUUGAAAAGUUUUUAGAUUCUUCUACACACGGUUUUAUUUACGAAAAUUGGUUCGAUUUUACUAUCCGUUUUGCAUUCGUAUAUAUAUCAUGGAUCAAAAAAUGCAACAAAAAAAAUAAUAUUAUGCUGCCUAUGAAUAUACAACAAUUACAUAUUCAUAUGGACCUUUUUAUAUUUACACCUAUAUUUUCAAAAAAUAAUUCUACUUGUAUAAAUGAACAAUAUAUACAAAAUUACUCCAAGAAAAAAAAAAUAUACAAUAAAAUAAAUAUGUAUGAUGAAAAAAUAGAGACUGGUGAACUACUUGAAAAACAUAAUAGUUUUGAAAAUACAGAAAUAAAAAUUAGUCGCAGUUUUGGAUCACACAAUUAUAUGCCAAACAUAAAAAAUAGGAAAAACAAUUACGAUAAAAAAGAAGAUAUUACUUCUAUAAAUAAUAUAAAUGUAGAUAUUGUAAAGCAAGAUGAUCAAAAGGAAGAUUCAAACAUCAAUCUUCUUACAAAUGAACACAAUCAAAAAGAACCUUCUAAGCAUAUAUACAAUAUUAAUGAACAAAAUAAUAUGGACUAUAAUAUAGAUGAAAAUAUCUCUAAAAAUAAUGAAAAAGAAAAACAUAUUAAAAUACCCCAAAAAAACAUUUCCUUAAGUCAAAAAGAAUAUUAUAAUAAUAAUGAUAUUUUUAAUUAUUCUUUAGAUAUUUUUUCAUCAGAAAUGUUUAAUGAAAAAAUGUUUCAUAGUAUCAUAUCAUUAUUCGAAUUAUAUAUGGCUAUAAAAACAUUAAAAUUAAUGAACCCACAUAUUUUUAAUAAACUAUAUCAAAUGUAUAAUAAAAAAAUUAUAACAUUCGAUACUAGUGUUAUGUUUUAUAUUAAUAAACUCAGAGAUGACAUAAAAUCAGAAAUUGAACAAAUUGAUAAAGAAAUAAAUACAGGAGAUACAACAGAAAAAGAAAGAAUUCAAAAUUAUUAUUAUUACAAAGAAGAAUUAAUUAAAAGAAAAAAAUUAGAAGAAGAAUUAUUAUCUAAAAUUAAAAGUCUUGAAGAAUGUAUUGAAGUAAACAAACGAUCACAAUCGUUAAGAAAUAUGUUAUUAACAAAAAAGAAAAAAAACAAUAAUCUAAAUACUGAAAAUCUAGAGCAACAUAUAAAUUAUAUCUUUUCCCAUUUACAUAAUGAAGGCACAUAUAAAUUAAAUCAUUCUCAAAAUAUGGACAAAAAAACUUAA
Molecule: messenger RNA, 12281 nt
Organism: Plasmodium reichenowi
Lineage: Eukaryota; Apicomplexa; Aconoidasida; Haemosporida; Plasmodiidae
Product: cysteine repeat modular protein 4
Exons: 1
Biological process (GO): mRNA processing; protein ubiquitination
Molecular function (GO): ubiquitin protein ligase activity
Source: RefSeq, a predicted model, not a curated record